Messenger RNA from Spea bombifrons (plains spadefoot toad), 1460 nucleotides. RefSeq names its product negative elongation factor complex member E (gene NELFE). Gene Ontology annotation, molecular function: RNA binding. NCBI's taxonomy places the organism in Eukaryota, Metazoa, Chordata, Amphibia, Anura, Pelobatidae. Gene Ontology annotation, cellular component: NELF complex. The record is from RefSeq and is a predicted model, not a curated record. Gene Ontology annotation, biological process: negative regulation of transcription elongation by RNA polymerase II. Bases 85 to 1158 code for a protein of 357 amino acids. The transcript has 11 exons.
UGUGGAGACUUCCGGUGAAUUCUGGUUGGCGCAGCAUUCGUUUUGGUCAGUGACGUAAGGAGAGCGACGAGCAGUGGAGGCAUCAUGGUCUUGCUGUCUUCCACCCUCACAGAGGAAGAGGAGUCUCUGCAGCGGAAAUAUGCGAAGCUGAAGAAGAAGAAAAAGGCUCUUCUUGCUCUGAAGAAGCAAGCGUCCACUAACCAGACAAGUCAGGCUGGGAUCAAGAGAUCCCUCUCCGACCAGCCGACUGUGGACACAGCAACAGCUACGGAACAGGCGAAGAUGUUGGUGAAGAUGGGUGCAAUAAGCGCAAUAAAAUCAGGGACCAAGAAUAGCGGCUUCAAACGUUCCAGAACCCUGGAGGGAAAACUAAAGGAUCCAGAUAAGUGCCCCGCACCCAGCUUCCAGCCCUUCCAGCGUAGUGUAUCCGUGGAUGAGGAGCAGGCAGAGGGUUCUAAGCGCUCUCAGAGGAAGUCUCUGUACGAGAGCUUUGUCAGCUCCAGUGACCGAAUGAGAGACCCCGAGAGAGAGCCCGAGGAGCGAGACAGCGAAAGAGAUUCUCGACGGGGAGGAGAGAGGGAGCCUUAUGACAGAGAACGCGGGAGAGAGCGGGAGCGCGACAGGGAGAGGGACCGAGAACGAGAUCGUGACAGGGAGAGGGACCGAGAGCGAGAUCGUAGUGAUAGAGACCGGGAUCGGGACAGAGAAAGAGACAGAGAGCGAGACAGAGAAGGCCACCAAAGGCGGUCGGAUUCUUUCCCCGAACCCCGGACCCCUAGAAAGGGUAACACGGUCUAUGUCCGUGGCACGGGCUUGACGCAGACAAUGCUACAGGACGCCUUCUCCAAAUUCGGGAACAUUAUCGAUCUUGCUACGGAUGCUCCAAAGAAUUGUGCGUUUAUCACGUUUGAGAAGAUGGAGUGUGCAGAUCAGGCUGUUCAGGAGCUCAAUAACGGCGUGAUAAAGGAGGUCGCUGUGGAAGUCAGCAUCGCCAGGAAGCAGCCCAUGCUGGAUGCAGCCAUUGGGAAUUCUGUCUGGGGCUCAUUGGCCAUCCAAAACAGCGUGAAGGGGUCUCACAGAGAUAAGAGGACCCAUGUUAACUAUUCGGAUGAUUACUUCUCCGGAUCAGGAGCUGGGGGAGGCAAGAGCACGGGGUGACCCAACGAAGCGAUUAAAGUGACCGGACGUUUUAUAGCAUGGAUGAGAACGAUGCGUUGUAUUGACAUUUAUCACACCGGAGAGAUGGGCGUAUCAAACCAGCAAUACACUGCGGGGGCAAGGGUGGACUGCAUGGGGCUGUUUGGCCAGGACAUGGUUAAGCUGUAACUAUAGUGAAAAAAAAAUAUCUCAAAAACUUUGUUUAGAUAAAAAAACAAACUCUGUAUGUUGUGUUAAAAAAGAUUAAAAGACUUCAGCGGUUAAUAGGAUAUCGAUACAAUAAACUCCUUGGACCGAAUUCA